GUGUGCCUCAUUGUCUCAUCAAGCUCUGUGAUUGGCUGAGAGUGUGAGAAACUGCAGCCAGACCAGGACCCACACAUUCAUAUGGAGAUGUGGGACUAUAAAUAGGAGGGAUGGAGCCAGCAGAGAUCAGACUCUCUCUACAGAGACCUCUACAGCUCACACAUCCAGACAUGGCUCCUACAAUCACUGCAGCAAUCACCAGUUCUCAGGAGCAUCUGACUCUGAGCCACAAGAAAGCAUUGGUGGAGAAGUUACGCAGAGAGCGAAUCAACAGCAGCAUCGAGCAGCUCAAGUCUCUCCUGGGUCCAGAGUUCCUCAAACAGCAGCCAGACUCCAAGCUGGAGAAAGCCGACAUCCUGGAGAUGACGGUUUGCUUCCUCACACGACUGCAGCAGCAGAACCAGCAGCAGAGUAAACUGCUGGACCACUUCAGCAACCUGCAGUCGCCCUGUGAGAAGAACCUGAGAGAGGACGACUCCUCUCCUCUGAGCUCCUCAGUCCAGACCAGCGUCAAAGAGAAGAGUCCAGCCAGCAGCGCCCCCUGGAGGCCGUGGUAGACACCUACACAGUGGAGUCACUACCAGACAAACUGGGACCACACUGGUCAAAGAUUACUGGAACUGGUUUCUUUGAAAUCUUCUGGACUUGUUCUUCUGUAUCAACAGAAGGUUGAAUUUGAUGUGAAAUUUCCUGAGGAAACAACAACAAUAUUUUUCAAUUUAUGGAAGAGAAUUUUCUCAUGCAUGUUGCAUGAAACAUGAUCUGUUAUAAGAUCCAGAUGUUGAUGAAGCUUUUUUCUAAAACGUUUUCUCUACGUCAUAAUAUUCUGUGACACAAUUAUAAAUUCUGAUGCAUCAUUUUGUUGUAGAAUAUGAUGCAGUCAUGUUUAUAAUCAUUUGCUACUGAUCAUGUUGAUCAAUAACCUUACUUCAUAUCAGAACUUUAUGUCGUUAAUGUUUUUGCUGAAAACUGAUCUGUUUUAAGAUCAAUGUGUUUUGUAUCUGUACAACAGACUUUAAAUGUCAAACUGUGACAAAUGACCUGUUCCAUCAUGAGAAUCAAGUGAAGGUUGGUUACCAGUGAUGAGAAGGUUUCAUGCAUUUAGGAGAAGACGUCCACAGACAGUGAGCACUGUGUCCUCACACUGUGAAUGGUUUGUCUUUUGUAAAGACCCUUGUUCCUUUACUCUGUCUGAGUAGUUUGUCUUGUAGAAACCUACAAGUGACUGUUGUGAUGCAUCAUCACCUCUUAUUGAAGCUCAUGGUUUUAUGUGCUGAAUAAACAAACAUUGCACCUGAAAUUGAGUCAUCAUCAGACUU
Molecule: messenger RNA, 1319 nt
Organism: Betta splendens (Siamese fighting fish)
Lineage: Eukaryota; Metazoa; Chordata; Actinopteri; Anabantiformes; Osphronemidae
Product: transcription factor HES-5-like
Exons: 2
Coding region: 111-557 (148 amino acids)
Biological process (GO): regulation of neurogenesis; anterior/posterior pattern specification; regulation of transcription by RNA polymerase II
Cellular component (GO): nucleus
Molecular function (GO): protein dimerization activity; RNA polymerase II cis-regulatory region sequence-specific DNA binding; DNA-binding transcription factor activity, RNA polymerase II-specific
Source: RefSeq, a predicted model, not a curated record